Molecule: messenger RNA, 4065 nt
Organism: Styela clava
Lineage: Eukaryota; Metazoa; Chordata; Ascidiacea; Stolidobranchia; Styelidae
Molecular function (GO): GTP binding; GTPase activity
Source: RefSeq, a predicted model, not a curated record
GGAAUAUCAUUUAGAAGGAGAAGUUAACAACUCGACACUGCUGUCAAGUCAACAUUGGAAUAUCAUUUGGAAAUGAAUGUGCAUUAUGGAGGGAUACUGCUAUCACGUGUAUGCCUAUUUAUAUAGGCCUGGACUGAGUUUUUAUGAGAUUGCUUGACGUUGAAGAUGUCAAGUGAAAAUGAUAAAGAUGCAAUCGCUAUAGCCUCUGUGACACAAGAUGGAAGGUUCUGUUUAAAUAUGAACAAUGUAAACACUCUUGUACACAAGCUAGCAGACAAAGAAGAUGUUGCUAUUAUCUCAAUGGCUGGAGCCUUCAGAACUGGGAAGUCUUUUAUGCUAAGCAUAUUUCUACGUUAUCUAAGAGAGAAAGGGUGGGAAAACGCGGAUUGGUUUGGAGCGGAAGACAAAAAGCUGCAUGAUGGUUUUGAUUGGGAAAGGGGACGAAAACCACAUACGCAAGGAAUAAAUGUUUGGCCUGAGAUAUUUAAUGUACCAUUAGAAAGUGGAAAUAAGAUAUCUGUAAUGAUUGUUGACACCCAAGGUCUACACGACCUUUCAAGUACACGAGAUACGAAUCAUAAAAUAAUGAUGCUGAGUACCCUUCUUUCUUCUCAUCAAAUUGUCAACUGUUCAAAAAAUAUAGAGCAAAGAGACCUGGAAUUUUUGCAUUCAUCCGUGGAAUAUGCAAAAGCAAUUGCCAGAAAGUUCCAAACAAAAGAUGAGCAUCCUUUUCAGGCAAUUACUUUUCUGGUUCGGGAUUGGGACUGCGAUUUUGAAUUCUCUUUUGGUGACAAUGGUGGCUGUGAGCUUGUUGAAAACAUUUUGAAAGAUAUUCCAGCAAAUAUGCCAAGAACAGUUAAAGAAGUGAAAGAAUCAAUUGGCAUUGCUUUUGAAAAUGUGUAUGGAUUUUUGAUGCCUCUCCCUGAAAAGGAAAUUCGUGGAAAACUGGAAUAUUCUGCAAUUACUAAUGCAGAUAUUGAAGGUGAAUUCCGAAAAUACGCUUGCCAAUUGACAGAAAAGAUUUUGCAUCCCAAAAACCUCAUAGCAAAACAAAUGUGUGGCCAACCAAUGUCCACAAAUACUUUUCUUGGUCUUAUAGCAGAAAUCAGCAAAGUGUUUGAGAGUGGCGACUUGCCUCCUGUUGAUAAAAUGAUCAAGUGCUAUGAAAAAGCAGACAACAUAGCUGAUUUGAUAAAUGCUGUUUCAAUUUAUCAGCAACAAAUGAAUAAGAACAUCAGCAAAUUUGACAAAAUUAUUUCAGAAGAUGAUGUUUUUAAGCACCACAAAAAUGCCAUGCAAGAAGUCCACCAGUUAUUUUCUCAAAAGACAUCAAACAGUUCUGAAGUGGAAAGAAGUGAAGUGUGGAAACGAAUUGAAGAAGAUUGUGAAAAUUAUUCUAAUUCAGUUCUUGAUGAAAAUAAAGAGAAGAAACGCCAAAGAGAACAGAAAAUCUAUGAAAUAUCAGCAGAAUUGGAAAAGCAAUAUGAACAAAAGAUAAGAGAUUUGAAUAUAUCAGCAAUGCCAGAGGCAGAUCUGGAGGCCCAACUCACGAAAUAUCGAGAGGAAGCUGAGCAGAAGUAUAACAAAGAGACCGUAGAUUGCACAGAUGUUCUCUCAGACAUCAUUGAUGAAAUACGGCAAAGGCUGAUGAAUAAAUUGUCUGACUUUUCUAAACUUUUGAAAAGUGAAAAGGAAAUAGAGGAAAAAAACAAGAAACUUGUGCAGAAGGAAGAAGAGUUGAAUAUUCAAAAUGCUGUUCGUGAAGCUGAAAUUUCAUUUGACAAAGAAAAGGCAGAGAUUGUAAAGGAAUAUCACUCAGACAUUUCCAAGAAACUAGAGAACAAAAAGCUAAAUCAAAUGUUUGUUUUUGAUCAAAAGUGUGUUGCUUUUAAAAAUCGAACUGAGGUUGAAAAAUACAGAGAAAAACUCAUGGAAACUUUGAAAGAAUCUAUUAAAUUAGCUGAAAAUGAAAAUUCAAAGACUAAGGAACAACUCACAAAAGAAUACAGAGAUAACAUCAAAAUUGCUUCCAAGGAAUAUGAAAGAGAAAUGGAAAAGUAUCUGGCCAAAGGCCCUGUUGAUAAAGAUGAAUUGUCCCAGCAUCACGGGAGUUGUAAAACAUUAGCACAGAAAAUAUUUGAUGACAAAGUCAAGACUAUGAAAACUCAUCUGGAGUAUCCAGCUUUAGAUAACUUCAGAUCAGAAUUGAAAAAAAGCAUUCAAGAUAAAUAUAUCAAAGGUUUUAAGAAGACAAAUCAAAUGAAUUUGACUCUGCUUCAGCAACAGGAAAAAGAUUCCGAAGAAUGUGUUAAACAUAUCAAAUCUGCUUUGGAAAACUAUACUAAAGAAAUGAAUGAGUUGCUGGCAAGCGGAGCUUAUUUUGAAGAUGAAGAAUUGAAGGCAAAACAUGAUAUUCGUGAGAAAAAGUUGAAAGAGGAAAUUAUAGCUUUAACUGCUGAUCUCUCAGAACAACAAAGAAAUAUUGACCUAAUUGAAGAACAGCUACAAGCGAAGUUUUUACAAUUCCAAUCGAAGAAUAACGAUAAUCGAGCCGAAGCACUAGAGAAUGAGAAACUGGAGCUCAUUAGGACCUCUGUGCAGCAAUAUACAAAUUCUAUGAGAGAGCUCACUAUGAAUAACAUCAUUGAAGAAAAAAUCUUGGAAGAAAAGCAUAUUGAAUUCAAAAACAAAGCAUUGGAAACUUUAUCCAACAAUUCAAUGUUCCUUAAUGAUGACUGGGAAGAUGUGAAUCAAACAUUGGACAAUAUUCAUCUGCGAUUUAGGGCCGAAAACAACAAUGCCAAAGAAAAGGAAAAGUUUGAUGAUGAUAAACAGAAAUUAUAUCUGGAGAAACUCAAGACAAGGAGAGAUGACUGUAGAAAUGAAUUCAUUGGGGAAAUCAGGAAGCAUGGUAAAAAGUAUACAGAAAACUUUGAAAAUAUUUGCUGUGAUACUAAGGAAAAAAUCAUGAAAAAGUUUGAUGAAGCUGUUCAAUGUCUGAAAGGAAAUAUCUCGGAGGAAGAUUUUGAAAAAACAAUGAAAGAAUUGGAACUUGAGAUAAACAAAGAAAUUGAAAUUGCGAUGCUGGACAACACAGAGAAUCAGACACAUGAAAAAAACAAUGUUGAGACGAUAGUGAACACGUUUACGACAUCUUAUCGCUCUAUGUUGAAUAAGCACAUGAAAAAGCACUACGUGAAGCCAACUCGUUUAAAUAAAACCGAAAAAGAAUUCCUUGAUGAUAUUGAGAAGGGAACAAUGGGUCAAAACAUAAAGGAUAAGAUCAUCCUCGCGAUCAAAGCAGAAACCGAAAAAGCAAGAAACUUGAAUGCUAAGAAUGAGAGGUUUAGGAUCUUCACACUCGAUGACGACUCCAUUAUUGAACAGCUGAGAAAACUUGUUUCAAAUUUACUAACAUAUUUGUUUGGUAAAGAUACUCCGAAAGACGAUAUGGAAGCACAAAUUAUAGAAUAGAACAAAUAGAAAAAAUUUGAUGAGCCCUUUGAGUCAAUUUAUAUUUUAUUAGUUUAUCCCUCUCUACUAACAAGUAACAAACUUAUGAAACGCAUUUGCUUGUGAUUAGUGUAAUUGAAAUGGACAGGUGGAUCACUACCCUAAAUUCUCGUUAUUAUUAAAAAAAAUCGCUCUUUUCUGCAACUAAUGAUUCAAUUGAUUUCAUUCUUUUACUACAGUUGAUUAGAGUCGCUAGUAGGCUAAAACUUUUAUUUUUAAAUUCCUCCUGCCAGUGUGGGACCCGAUAUCCUACCAAAUAUUUUGCUGUUUUAUUUUAUUGAAGUGGAACACUUCUUUAUUUCAUAACAGCUUAUUUACUGAUCUUUUGUUCAAACUAGUUGCUUGCCUAUGUCAUCUUCAUUCCCGUAAUAUAUUAUACAAUCCAAUACUUUUUAGCUUGCUUAUAUAAUAUGUACUUUGCAAAUAUGCACUGCUUUUAAUAUAACGCUUGGCAAUUUUUUGGGUAAUUGUUUAUAAUAUUGCUCUGCACAAAGAUGAACAUUUUUUAAUCUAGCACAAUAUUAAUUUGCAAUAAUAAAAAUCCUAUUCGAA